Messenger RNA from Lates calcarifer (barramundi perch), 2450 nucleotides. RefSeq names its product butyrophilin subfamily 3 member A2. The record is from RefSeq and is a predicted model, not a curated record. The transcript has 12 exons. Lineage: Eukaryota; Metazoa; Chordata; Actinopteri; Centropomidae. The coding region runs from base 17 to 1663 and encodes 548 amino acids.
GGACUGAUGACACAUCAUGCAACAGAACUUCAGGAUGUUUUCCCAGAUGAAUAAACUGUCCAUUCAGUCUCUGCGUGGACCUCUCAGGAUUUUGAUUUUCCACUUUCUCCUUGCACACUCUUGUCGAGGUCAGUCUCAGUUGAUUGGUUCAUCUCAGCCAAUAGUGGCAACAGUUGGUGAUGACAUCAUUUUGCCAUGUCACCUGGAUCCUGCAGUGGAUGCUGCUCCCAUGACACUGGAGUGGACAAGACCUGACCUGAAGCCUAAUUUUGUCCAUGUGAGGCGAGGUGGUCAGGACCUUGUAGAUAAACAUCCGUCCUACGCAGGACGAACCUCACUGUUCAUUAAUGAACUGAAACAUGGAAACAUUUCACUGAAACUCUUCAAAGUCAAACUGUCUGAUGGGGGAACGUACCAAUGCAGCAUUCUAAAACUGGAUAAAAAAUCGUCUGUUGAGUUUGUUGUUGCAUCAGGUGCUGUCUCCCCACCUGUCAUCAGUUUAGCAGGGGUUGAUAAAACCACUGGAGGAGUGGUGUUAGAGUGUGAGUCUAAAGGCUGGUAUCCAGAGCCUGAGGUGUUGUGGCUGGACGGUGAGGGAAACCUCCUCUCUGCUGGACCUACAGAGACAGUCAGAGGUCCUGAUGACCUCUAUACUGUCAGCAGCAGAGUGACUGUGGAGAAGAGACACAGCAACAGCUUCACCUGUAGAGUCCAACAGAACAAAACCAACCAGAGCAGUGAGACAAAGAUUCAUAUACAAGAUGAUUUCUUCAUGUUCCCGUCCAGUUCUAAUGUUCCCAUCAUCAUUGGUUUGGCUGUUAGUUUGGCUGUUUGCAUCAUGGUCAUUCUUUCAUUUGUCUUUUUUGUGUGGAAGAAGAGACAAAACAAAAGAGAAAAGAAGAAUGGCUCUAAAGAAAACAAAACUCAAGAUCAGUUUGCUACUGAAGGAGAAAAAGAGACAUUUAUGAGAGGUGAAACAACGAGGAACAAGGGAAAAGUGGAAAAGAAGACAAAUCAUUCUCAGCAGGGAGAAAACAAAGGUGAUAUCAAAUGGCUGCUCCGCCAGGAGAUACAGAAAAGAGAGAAAGCUGAGGAAGAAGUGAAGAGCCUGGAGGAUCAGCUGCAGUCAAAGACAAAGCAGAGUGAAGUCAGAGGAGCUGAAAUCCAGCAGCUCCAGGAUCAGAACAGAGACCUGCAGAGACUGAACCAGGAGCUGCAGAGACUGAACCAGGAGCUGGAGGAGAAGAACAAACAGCCUCAGCUGGAGGGAAACCAAACUGACACCAACACACAGCAGCAGGAGGAGGAGGAGGAACAGGAAGCUGAGGGAGAAGAGGAGGAUCAGGAGGACACAGAGCAGUCUCAUCUGGAGGGAAACCAAACUGACACCAACACACAGCAGCAGGAGGAGGAGGAGGAACAACAGGAAGCUGAGGGAGAAGAGGAGAAGCUGGAGAAUCAGGAGGAGACAGAGCAGGUAAAUGAGUUGGAGGAAAGCAAAGAUGAAGUGAUGGAGAGUUCUCAGAAUGAGCCUCAGGGUGAGAACAUCACCAGCUCUUCCAGUCAAAGCUCAGCAACUGGACAACGCAACACUGAAACGGGACGUGGGAGUGUUAGAAAGAAGGCCGUGAUAUUCGAGACCAAGAAUGAAGAGAAGAAAUGAAACUCAAGGAGUACGAACAACACAUCUCAACAUGACCUCACACCACACACAGAAAUGAAAAAUGUUUAGUCUGAGCCACCAUCAUCUAAUCAAAUGGCAGUGAAGACAGUUAUUGUCUGUAAGUGUUUCAGGCUGAAAUCACAAACUGUACUGUGACCCAGUAGAGUCACCUAUUUUAAUCUGUGGUCAAAGGAUUGGUUAACUGGGUAAUUGGUUUAUUUGUAUGUUCUUGUUUUGCAUUGGGCAGCUCACAGUAUGUUGUUCAGGAUGUAGUGAAAGUGUGAUGUGAAGCAUGGGUUUUACUUUAUUUGUAAGGCACUACUUGAAUUUCUUUAUUUUAAAGACUUUUGUUGAUUGAUCAGACAGAACCCGAAUAUUUUGUUCUAAAUUCUCAAAUGCUGAGUACUUUUUGUGUGUGUGUGUGUGUGUGUGUGUGUGUGUGUGUAGUAUGAGGUGAUGUUUGUUUGUUUUCUUUCUUCAUCCUUUACUGUACUCUACACAAUUUAUUUACAAGAACUUUUAUAGCAACUGGACAAUGACUUUAGAGUUUUGCAAUAAUAAAAAAAUGGCUAGGUAGUUGUUUAUACUGUGUAGACUGUAUAUAUGAAACUAACAGUACUAACAUCAGAGCAUCUUUUUCAGCACAGAUUUCUCUGUGUAGAGGCCAGAGAAGCCUUUACCUGACACCCAGAGCACAAGAAAGAAAAACCUCACGAUAAAAGAAUCACACAGGAAUCGUACAAUAUGUUGAGAAAAUACAGUUGUGCUGAGUAUAUACACACCCUCA